This is a messenger RNA of Carassius gibelio (silver crucian carp), 2191 nucleotides long. RefSeq names its product major facilitator superfamily domain containing 4Ab (gene slc60a1b). The coding region runs from base 121 to 1707 and encodes 528 amino acids. NCBI's taxonomy places the organism in Eukaryota, Metazoa, Chordata, Actinopteri, Cypriniformes, Cyprinidae. The record is from RefSeq and is a predicted model, not a curated record. The transcript has 10 exons.
UAUCUUCUAUUCAGUGAUCUGUCAUCUAAGCAAAUUAUCUGAAAAUCGUAAAGAAACAUCCAGACACCAGGACUACAAGAAUUACAGCUGUGAGUGGAAUAGAUUGGAGAUUUUCACGCUAUGUUAAUUGAGGAGCGUAUAUUAACACUUUUCAGAAGGAACUGUCAACAUACACUGACAUACUGGAGUGUGUUCUUCAGCUUUGGACUGAGCAUAGCCUUUCUGGGGCCAACGAUCCAAGAUCUGAAAUGCCAGACUGGAUCCACGUUACAGGAGAUCACCUGGGUGUUCUUCUCCCAGCAGUUCUGCCUGCUCAUCGGGAGCUCGAUUGGAGGAGCUUUCACAAAAACGUUGUUCUGGGCCCUCAUCGCUCUCUUCCUCUCCUCCCUCAUCAUCUCUGUGGUUUUUGCUAUCAUCCCACUUUGCUAUAAUGUGCUGUUGCUGGCGGUUGCUAUGGCAGCGUCAGGCCUGGCCAUGGGCAUCAUCGACACUAUUGCAAACAUCCAACUGGUGUCCAUUUAUAAGAAAGACUCUGCUAUCUUUCUACAGGCACUGCACUUCUUCAUUGGGCUCGGUGCUCUGGUGAGCCCCCUGAUUGCAGACCCUUUCAUAUCAGAGCACUGCCCGGGCAGUAAUAGCACAGAAAAUGCCACAGAGAUAAUUCACCACUUCAGAUCCAGCUUCAGGUCACCUGUAAUCCUCACUGAGAGUUCCCCACACUCAGAGCCGCUGGAGGAGAAGGCCAACGUGGCGUAUGCCUUCUGGAUCAUGGCUCUCAUAAAUUUGCCCGUGCCGAUUGCAGUUUUUGUGCUGAUGUACCAAGAGAAGCUGCUCCCCUUCUGCCCAAAUAGCACACCACGACUGCUGGACAAAGAUGAGCUGGCCAUGGAGACUAAAGCACCAGAAGGCACAGAAAUAUCUGAACCAGACGAUGCAGGUUUUCAUCAUGGAGGACAUGGAAACAUCUUCAGCUGCUGUAUGAAUGGUAGCCUGCGUGGGUUACCGGUCACAUUUUUUGGUAUCCACAUCUUAGGCGGUUUGGUCUUAUUCAUGACGGAAGGUAUUAUGGGGGUCUACGCCGGAUUUGUUUAUACGUAUGCCGUUUCGGCUCCCAUGUCUCUGCACGCUAAAAUGGCAGCAUACCUGAACUGUAUCUUCUGGGCUGCUGUCACAGCUGGACGACUGGUGUCCAUCCCGCUGUCAUACCGAUUCAGAUCUGUGCAUCUGCUGGUCGUGAACCUGGCUGGUGUGAUUGUAACAUUGCUGCUGUUACUGAUCCUCUACACAAACAGAGUGUUUCUGUUUGUUGGGACGACCUUGCUUGGGCUUUUCAUCAGCAGUGUUUUUCCCUGCCUAGUGGCCUACACUGAGGACAUCCUAGAGUACCGUGGAUGUGCAACAACAGUCUUAGUGACAACUGCUGGAAUGGGUGAGAUGACGUUGCAGGUGUUGGUUGGAUCACUAAUUCAGAAAAAAGGCACUUACAGUUUUUUGGUGUGUGGUUUGGCCAUCGGAUGCCUCGGUUUCAUCUUUUUUCUCAGCGUGAUCCUGUGCAACCACAUCCACAGAAAUCUUACAGGAGCAUCUAAAAAAGCAGCCAUGGUGGAAGCGCCACCAGCACCUGCUCCACCUGCUUCAGAGAAAGUAGCUCCAGAACAGAAAGUUGCUGUAAUACAAACUGAAUCUUUUAAAUGUGACUCUGGAUGAGACUAUUCAUGGGUCAUUACCUGCUGGAAAUACUUAAUGAUGCAACUGUAAACUUUCAUGUGCUUUCAUUAACCUAUUUGUGUAUUUUUAUGUAUUUCUGCUGUUUGGUAUUGGUAUAUAUAUAUUUUUUUUGUUUAUUUGAUGUUCAGUUUCUCACAGAUAAUCUUGACCGUUAAAUUAUGAAUAUUAUUGGAAUUUAAGGUCUAAAAAAUUUGAGAAAUCUUUAAUUACAGGAGGGGAAUUUACUUACCCAAUACUUUACCCAAGAAUGAAAAUCAUUGACACUAAAUGAUAUACCAGAUUAAACUCUUGUUUAAUAAUUCACCAAUCUGAAGCAGAAAAUUCCUAGAACUUCCAAGUCAUUCCUAUUUUUUUUUUUUUUUUUUUGGUUAAACUGGUCUGAGGCUGGAGUUCAUGGAGUAAUGUACUGUAUUUACAUAAAAAUAAAUAAACUCAUGAUGACUAAGGCAAUCAAUUCUUUGCA